AUGAUGAACGUAUCUGAAGCGACUAAAACGGCAGCCAAGAUUUACGCCAAAGCAAACGACGCCUUUUUCGACGACGAUUAUGAUGAAGCUGUACAACUGUUCACUGAGAUUAUUAAACUUGAACCUGAAAAUGCCGAGUUUCUUUUACGACGCUGUCAAGUAUAUCAAAAACUUAAUCGCUUGAACGAUGCCUUGAGAGACGCGGAAAAGGCAUUGCAGUUGUUAGCUCAAGGAUCUCGCAGUCUAUUAGCUCGAGCCCAUUUGCAGUUAGGAAUCAUUCUGCACCGUUUAGAACGUUAUACCGAAGCUCAGAAGCAUCUUGAACAAUCCAAGGAAUUGAACCCCAAUGAAAAGACUUUGGUUACUUGGCUUAGAAAGAAUACAGAAAAGGUACCCAAAGUAGAGGAAGUGAAAAAAGAAAGUGAACAGAUUGACACCAAAGCACCUGUUGCAGCAUCUUCCAAACUAACUGCGAGAUACGAAUGGUUCCAAAACGACACAUAUAUCACUAUUGAAGUUUUCAUUAAAAAGGUGAACCCUGAUGACGUUGAAUUGAAUUUUUUCGAAGAUUCUUUAUCUCUCACUGUGAAAUUAUCAACUGGAUCUGAUUUUUCAUUGGAAUUGGAUCCUCUUGCUCAUAAAAUCAUACCCACAGAAUCGAGAUACACUGUUCUUUCCACGAAGAUUGAGAUCAAGUUAAAGAAAGCGGACAUAGGCAUUAUGUGGGGCGCUUUAGAAGGUGAAGAUAAUAAAGGCUUCUCUGCCCCCAUUGCUAAAGGCAGUGGAAUCAACAAUGCACCUAGUAAAGCCUAUGCUAGAAAUUGGGAUAAAGUCACCAAAGAAUUAGAUGAGGACAAGCCAGAAGGUGAACAAGCCUUAAAUGCCUUGUUCCAACAAAUUUAUAAAGAUGCUGAUCCUGAUACUAAAAGAGCUAUGAUGAAGAGUUUUAUUGAAAGCAACGGUACUUGUCUGUCCACGAACUGGGAAGAAGUUGGCAGUAAGAAGGUUGAAACACGGCCACCUGAUGGGAUGGUCGCCAAAAAGUAUACUGAAUAA
Mycotypha africana is the source of this 1056-nucleotide messenger RNA. RefSeq names its product SGS domain-containing protein. The record is from RefSeq and is a predicted model, not a curated record. Gene Ontology annotation, molecular function: protein-folding chaperone binding. The coding region runs from base 1 to 1056 and encodes 351 amino acids. The transcript has 6 exons. Gene Ontology annotation, biological process: protein stabilization. NCBI's taxonomy places the organism in Eukaryota, Fungi, Mucoromycota, Mucoromycetes, Mucorales, Mycotyphaceae.